UUUGAUAUAAACGAAGCUCUCUUGUGCAGUCUGGUUGUUGAAUUGAACAUUUGAGUAAAAUAUAAGGGCUUUUUACAAUUGGUUCAGGGUGGGUUUUCCUUCCUCAUUAUUUAUCAAUUUUAUGUGGAAUUCUGGAGAGAGAUACAAUUUAAGUGAGUGAGACAACUUUCAGGUUAAUUUUAUAUUCCUCGUUUUCCAUCCCCGGGGACGGAGCAAUGGAAGACCCAGGGAGCGACCUGUCCCAGCUGGACAAACUGACCGAAGAGUCCAUACUUGAGGCGGUCAAGAAAAGAUACCGGGAGGAUAAAAUCUAUUCCAGUGUUGGGGAAGACAUUUUGCUAGCAGUCAACCCAUAUAAAGAACUCCCGAUUUAUGAUAAGGAGAAUCACGAAAAGUACCGGUCGGAAAACUUUAAAACAAAUUUACCUCCUCAUGUUUUCCGCGUGGCGGCACAAGCGUACCUCAGGAUGCGUCAGAUACAGUCUAACCAGAUUAUUCUGGUUUGUGGCGAAUCUGGUGCUGGUAAAACAGAGAGUGCAAAAUACAUGCUGCAGCAUUUCAUGCAGAUGUGUCCUGACGACGCUGGAGACCUUCACGAGAGGAUAAUCAGAGUAAACACUCUGUUAGAAAGUUUUGGGAAUGCAAAAACAGUGAUGAAUGACAACUCGAGCAGAUUUGCCAAAUUCCUUCAAUUAAGUUUUGGACAUGAUGGACAAGUGAUCGGAGCGUCAGUCAGAGAUUACAUGUUAGAAAAAUGUCGAGUAGUUGGAAGAAAUGAAGAUUGUGGCGAAGGAAACUUCCACAUAUUCUAUGGAAUGUUUGCGGGCCUAUCACAACAGGAAAAACAAGAUCUGUUUCUUUUAAAACCAGAAACUUACAGCAUUUUGAAAGGAAGCAUAAAAAGUCUAAAAAUGACUAACCAAUAUGAGAACCAGUACAAAGAUAACAUGGAAACUUUGAAAAAAAUCGGCAUGACGGAAGCUGAUAAAAAGGUGAUGCAUUGUAUGCUGGCCGCUAUUUUGCAUCUAAGUCAAAUAGAGUUUCAGGAGACGGACAAAGCAUCAGGGCAACUGGACAUUGCUAACACAGAGCUGGUUGAGCAAGCGGCCUCUUUGUUGGAGGUCAGCAGUGAGGCAAUGGGACACGCCCUGAUUUCAUCCACAACCAUUAUGGCGGGUGACGAAAUCAAAGUGUAUAAGAGUUUAGACCAAGCAACAGACGGGAGAGACGCACUAGCGAAGCACAUGUAUGAAAGAUUGUUUGGUUGGAUCGUGAAGAAAAUUAAUACAAACCUUCAUCCAAACCAUUCAAGCAAACGAACAGAAGCUGCAGAGAUUGGAAUUCUAGAUAUAGCCGGGUUUGAAAACCUACAAACCAACAGUUUUGAACAGAUGUGUAUUAACAUGGUCAAUGAGAGACUACAGUACUUCAUGAAUAAUGUGGUCCUUAUCCAGGAGAAAAGGAUUUACGAAUCAGAAGAAAUACCGUUUGAAAACGUUGAUUUUAAGGACAACAUGAACAUCAUACAGAUGUUUGAAAUCUCGAAAAUUGGCAUAUUGCCAAGUUUAGACGAAGAAUCCAAAUUUCAACAAGGAACGGAUUCUAAGUUUGUUGAAAGACUGAAGAAAAAUUUCCCAAAAGGACAUGUAUACAGUCCCCUUUUGACAUUUGCUCGAGGCGAUCGGAUAGGAUUUGGCGUUAAACAUUUUGCUGGAGCAGUCUGGUACAAUUGUACAAACAUACUGGAGAAGAAUCGAGACACUCUGAACAAAGAUAUUGAGGACGUGAUGAAGAGCAGUAAUGAUGACUGUAUUGCUGAUUUGUUUUCAGUGCGGAAGGGAGACACUGGAACGAUAUCAAGCACUCAAUACACCAUCCGAGCGUCCCGGAAGGUGCCAGACCUUGGCGUAUCAAUCAGAGCCAAGACUGACCAAGGGGGGUUGCAAGGAGUGGACCUCGCUAGAACGCUCAAAGAAAAAUAUGGAAAAGUAGGCAAGCCAACAGAACUGAUAUACAUGCCCAAAGAUUCUAAGACCAAUGUCAGCUACUUCCAGAAAUCAAUUUCUCAAUUACUGUCCAAAUUGCGGCAUGCAGAUCCCUUUUUCGUUCGUUGUAUUAAACCAAAUCGACACAUGGCUCCCGAACAACUGGACGAAAAACUAGUUAGGGGACAACUCAAAUACAAUGGAAUUUCAGCAAUUUGCUUAAUCCGAAAAAAUGGCUACCCUUCAAGGAUCCUGAUAGAAGACUUCAUUAAACGCUACAAGCCACUAUUUUCCUUCAGAGAACCUAACAAUAAGGACAUGGUCAAGACCAUUUUGGAUGGAACCCUCCCUAUUGAAAUUAGAGACAAAUAUCGCAUUGGAAAAAAUAAGGUGUUCAUGAAAGAGAGUGUUAAUUCGCACAUAGAUAGGGUCCACUUCAUCAGACAAAAAUGGGCGGCAUCUGUGAUAUCAGGCGUGUUAACCAAGAACUGUGAAGUUCAAAAGAGAGAAAGAUUGAAGAAAGAACAAAAGGAGAAAGAAAGGAAAAGAAAGUUGGAAGAAGAAAGAAAAUGUCAAAAAGAGGAAGAGGAGAGGAAGAGAGGGACAGAAGACCAGCAAGGAAAAGACAUAGAAAGGACAGCAUGGAGUUCUUUUAAGGCUGCGGGAUUCGAAAACCCAUCUAACGGUUCUGGCAGUAGCUAUAGAAGAACAACCCAUGACAGUGAUAGCGAUGAUACAGACAAACAUGAGAGUGAUGACGAACCUAUUGAGACAAACAGAUUUAAAGAUUUAAAGGGCACCAAAAAAUUUAAAGAAAGAGAGAAAAUAUCGUCCAGCACAGAAUCAUUUUCCGGUUCCGGAUCCUGUUCCUAUGAUCCUUCCCAUCCACCCCCUCGGCGGGGAUCGGUGAAGAAAGAGCAGCCAGGCCCUCCUCCCAGAAGAGAAAGAAAAUUCUGGGACAUAUUCCAAACUAUUGCACGAGAGACGAAAACCCAGGAUGUCCACACCCACACGAGCUUAAGGAUAAUCAAAGUUCUGACAUACAUCACCCUGUUUCUGAUGCUACUGGCAUGUCUGGUUAAUCAAAAAAUCAGCCUUGCAACCCUGAUUACCGGAUUCCAACCUGAUAGAAAUGGCGAUCCUGAUACAGCUGAGAGUGACACAGAGAGUGCAAAAGAAUCCAGUGCUCGGUAUAUGCUGACACUAAUCGCCGUGUGCACGCCUUAUCUUCUCAUCUUUAUCGUCAGUGUCUGGAGAUCACUCUUUGGAAACAUUCGUUUUCCUUCAAUUUUUAGUAUAAUAACGUGUGUAGUUAUCGAGGUUCUUCACUCUAUUGGAUUGUGCUUGCUGGUUUUCCAUCUCCUUCCUGACCUUGGAGCAGUACAAGGGAUAGGUCUAUUGAGUGCUGUGGCCAUUUUUCCGAGUCUUCUCAAACCACUUUUCUCCAACGAUACAGACAAUGAUAAAGAGAUUCACAGGGUCAUACGAAAAAUCUUUUGUUUUGUCUUAGAUUUGUUGGCUUUCUUUGUCCAGGUGUCAGCCAUUCCUGUCCUAAUAGUUCCUUAUACGCAGUAUAUUCAUGGCAAAGAUACCAAUUCUGUCAGUGAUGUUAGACACAUUGAAAUUGUUAAGAUUGCCGGAGCUUUGCUUCUCUGCUCCUUGUCAUGGUGGGAAAAUUUCAUUGACGAUAAAGUUUCUUGGUGCAAAAUGAGUCGGAUUAAGCAAGCGUUUUUUGAGUUGAAAUUUGACUUGCAAGAAGGUAGACCUUUUAUUUCUUUGUUUGUAUCAUUUUUUAAAGUUGGGACAUCAGUACUUUUUGCGUAUCUCCUGAUGAAAGAUCCACUUACAUUUGAUUUUAAAGAAAAUUUUAAAGUGGUUGGAAAUUAUAAGGACAUAAAGUUGUAUUGGGAUAUUUUAGCUUUGGUGUUGUCUGGUUACGUUGGGUAUUAUUUGGCUUACACUGUCUGCAAGCUUCAAAUGCAAAGGUUGUCUUUCUCAAUUCCUUGCAUUUUGUCAACCCCUAUAGCCAUAAUUGUAUUGAUUUUCGAAUGUGACUUUGGCUUAGACUUUGUUUCGACUGUUUCAAAAAACAGCUUGACGACAAGUUGUGACUACAAAAUCGAUUUGCCAUGGUUUCAUAUCCUACUUGCUGCUCUUUGGCUGCUUUCUUUUUAUUGGGUUGCUCGACAUAUAUGGUUUCCGAAACAAGAAAGACUUGCAAAAGUCGAAAGGUUAUUUGUGAAUCCUCUGUAUUGUGGAAUUCUUCUGGAGCAACACCUGGUGUUGAAUAGGAGGAGACACAACCGUCGUGUCAUCUUUAACCAACAAAAGAAAACUUUUGAGUUGACAAAGAAUGAUCAGAAGUCCGGUUCUACUGCAAAGACGGAUGAGAUGGCCAAGGAAAUACCGCCGAUGAUAUAUGCUUGUGCUACAAUGUGGCAUGAAAACAGAGUAGAAAUUGUGCAGCUUCUAAAAUCUUUGUUCAGGAUGGAUAAAGACCAAUUUUUGAGAAAGACGGCUUACGAAAUGGCCGGGUGUAAAAAUAUGCAAGAAAUAGAGUACUAUGAGUUUGAAGCUCACAUACUGUUUGAUGAUGCGUUUGAGCUGAAUGAUGAUGAAAAAAUGGUUCCAAACAGUUUUGUUAAACUAUUUGCAUCUCUAAUGAAUGAGGCAGCCAGCGCUGUUCAUUCUGAGCGUAUAGAGUUGCCUCCACCCUUUAUCAUUCCUUCGAAUUAUGGAGGACAGGUGAUUUUCACAAUGCCCGGGGGGAAUUUUAUCUACACACAUCUCAAAGACAAAGAAAAAAUAAGGCACAGGAAAAGAUGGUCCCAGGUGAUGUACAUGUAUUACUUGCUUGGAUACCGAAUUGUAAAAGAAUGUGAAACUUAUUUGUUGGACGAAUUGGAAAGUACGGAUGAAACAAGAAUGCAGACAUGGGAUGAACGCUUAAAAAAAGCUACUGGUAUUACUGGAAAGAGUGUAAUUUUCCAAUCAUUCGACGAAGAAGUCUUAUUUAGGGCUGAAAACACUUUCCUGCUGGCCCUUGAUGGGGACGUGGAUUUUACACCAGGUGCUGUUCGUUUACUGUUGGACAGAAUGAGAAAGAACCCAAGAGUAGGCGCUGCAUGUGGAAGAAUACAUCCCAUUGGAAGUGGUCCAAUGGUGUGGUAUCAGAAGUUUGAGUAUGCCGUCGCUCAUUGGUUGCAAAAAUCUACAGAACAUGUACUUGGCUGUGUGCUAUGCUCUCCAGGAUGUUUUAGUUUGUUCCGUGGUUCAGCUCUUAUGGAUGAUAAUGUAAUGCAUAAGUACACUACUAAACCAACGGAACCUUCCCAUCAUCUGAUGUAUGAUCAAGGCGAGGACCGCUGGUUGUGCACGCUUCUGUUACAACAAGGAUACAGGGUGGACUAUGCUGCAGCAUCGGAUGCUUUCACGUAUGCUCCAGAAGGCUUUGACGAGUACUUCAAUCAGCGCAGGAGAUGGACCCCUUCGACUAUAGCUAAUAUUUUGGAUCUUCUGCAGGACGGCAGGAACACAGUAGCCUCAAACAAUAACAUCAGUUGGUUGUACAUCGUUUAUCAAGCUGCUUUAAUGGUUUCCACCAUCAUUGGCCCAGCAACCGUGUUAAUGAUGAUUGCUGGGGCCCUGCUUACUGUCUUCAGCAUAGACCUGAUCACCUCCUACAUUAUAUCUCUAAUUCCAGCAAUUCUUUUCUUCAUCAUUUGCUUUGUCUUCAAUACCAAGAUUCAAUUAAUCGUGGCUCAAAUCCUUAGUGGGAUUUAUGUUUUCAUUAUGAUGGUGGUUUUUGUUGGAGCUCUUAUUACUGCGGUCACCGUCACGCCCUAUCAUCCCAGUGUGAUCUUCUUAUCUGGGCUAGUUUUGAUUUUUCUGAUAGCGGCAGCAUUCCAUCCUAGAGAAUUCCAUAACUUGAUUUUUGGAGUUCUUUACUUUCUUUGGGUGCCAUCUGGGUUUCUUGUGUUGAUUAUAUAUUCAUUGUGUAACCUUCAUGUUGUAUCCUGGGGAACACGUGAAGUUCCAAAGAAAAAAACCAAAGCUGAACUUGAACAAGAAGAAAAAGAGAAGAAAGCUAAAGAGGAACAAAAGAAGAAGGAAUCUUUUUGGAAUAAGUUUUUUCCUUUUUUCAACCUGGUUCAAGACUUAAAACACACAAUUACUGAAAAAAUGACGUCAGAUAAAGGGCAUGAUAAACUUACAGAAGUGUUGAUUAAAAUGAACGAAAACUUAGAAAAAAUCAGCAAAAACAGAGACAGUGUGGUUGAAUUGGAAGAUGUAGUGGUGGAUGAAAACAAAUCAAAGAAGGAAAAGAAAACAGUCCGGUUUUCAAACAAAAAUGAAGAAAAAGAACUAGAUGAGUUUGAUGAGGAAACAUACGUAAAACAGAAAGCGGACAAAAAUAUAAUGAAUGACCUAGUUAACCCUGCUUGGGUGAAAGAGGAAAUGUUUAGUGGUGGUGAACUGAUGCAAAUGAUUCCGGAAGAGAGAGACUUUUGGGAAGGAUUUGUCAAUACGUAUUUAAAACCCCUUGACAAGAAUAAAGAAAAGGAAAAGAAAGACACAGAAAAAUUGAUGGAGCUAAGAAAUAAUGUGUGCGGAGGAAUGGCCCUCGUCAAUAUGUUGUGGGUUGCAAUCAACUUCAUGUUCCAAUAUAAGAAACCGACCGUCAUUGAUAUUCCACUGUCUUAUGGAAAAGAAAAGGAGGAGUUGGAUACACAACAAGCUGAAAAUGUCCUUAAAGUUGACGUCGUUGGACUGAUGUUUAUAAUUUUUUUCCUGUUCAUUCUCCUCAUUCAAUUUUUUGGAAUGGUUGUUCAUCGAUGGGGGACAUUUAUGCAUCUCAUAGCUAUCACUGAAAUUCCAAGUCCCUUUGGAAAGACUGUAGCUGAUGUAGAAAUGUCUGGGGAUUCGUUCAAGAAGGGGAAAGGAAAAAUUGCUGUGGAGUUUUGCGAAAAAUUGAUGGCUGAACCAAUGCCCGAUUAUCCAAGUGAUGAAUCUAUUGAUGAAGACAGAAAAGAAAUAGAACGACAUUUAGCCCGUGCUCAAAUCAAAAACAAUGCAGAGACAGGAACAAAGGACAGAGCUGGUCAACUUAACAUCGGAGCAUCAUUACGAAAUACAAUAGGGAGGGAAAGUACGAGGGAAUCUUUCUCUGACCGACGUCGGCGGUCAACUCAUCAAAUGUCAUUUGAUAAUGCAGAUAUCCUGAACAAAUCUGUAAAAUAUCUUGAAGAAGCAAAAUUACCUAAAGAAGAUGAAACAACUGGUGUAAGGUAUAGGAAAAAGGGCAGAGGUAAAAUGUUACUAGAAAAUGAGAGUUCAGGUGUUCGAAAAAUUGGUUCUACAGCUCCGGCACAGAGAGAUUUCAUCGAAAGGGUACGGAAAAAUAGAGGUCUUGCAGAGAAAUUUAAUUUAAAUACCUAUCAAAGAAAUUUAGAAGCGCACAGUUUUGGCCAGUCAUUCAGUAGUGGUGAAAAUGUAAACAUGGAGGAAGAUGACAUUUAUGAUGAGCUACCCGCUACAGGGACUUUAGAUCGAAUGUGGGCCAAGAAAUGGCGCUAUUUCAAUCAGUCUUUAUCUGCUACUGAACAGAAUAGAAGAAACAGAACUAAUCAGUUUUUGAACUAAUCGGAUGCAGUCCAUGUCAAAAAAAAAAAAACAAAAAAAAAACAAAACAAAAAAAAAAAAACAAACAAAAAAAACAAAAAACAAAGAAACCCAAGAAACAUUUGCAUUUUAGUCAAAGAAGAUGUGG
Messenger RNA from Magallana angulata, 7755 nucleotides. RefSeq lists its product as uncharacterized. Bases 216 to 7628 code for a protein of 2470 amino acids. NCBI's taxonomy places the organism in Eukaryota, Metazoa, Mollusca, Bivalvia, Ostreida, Ostreidae. The record is from RefSeq and is a predicted model, not a curated record. The transcript is spliced from 39 exons. Gene Ontology annotation, cellular component: myosin complex. Gene Ontology annotation, molecular function: cytoskeletal motor activity; ATP binding.